Magnolia sinica is the source of this 963-nucleotide messenger RNA. Its product is annotated as mitogen-activated protein kinase kinase kinase 20-like. Bases 1 to 963 code for a protein of 320 amino acids. Gene Ontology annotation, biological process: protein phosphorylation. The record is from RefSeq and is a predicted model, not a curated record. The transcript has 2 exons. NCBI's taxonomy places the organism in Eukaryota, Viridiplantae, Streptophyta, Magnoliopsida, Magnoliales, Magnoliaceae. Gene Ontology annotation, molecular function: ATP binding; protein kinase activity.
AUGGCGGUGAGGAAGACAGCAUGGGAAUGCCUGAUUAAUGGCGAUACCAGCGAUCUUCUAUUUCAGAUUGGAUUCACUAAGAGGUUGCCGGAGAUUCCUGAGUGCUUGUCUGUGGAGGGGAAGGACUUCCUGACCGUUAAAUCCUCCCUUUUUUCAAAAUCAUCUUCCCUUCAAAAAGAGAUGAAGAUUCUCUUUGAAUUACAAGGUUGCCCCCGAAUCGUCCGCUGCCUCGGCAAUGACCUCACUAUUGAAAAUGAACUGAUCAUCUACAACCUAUUCCUUGAGUACAUCCCUGGCGGCACGCUAGCCGACGUAAUCAAUGCCACACCUCAUGGAUUGCCAGAAUCCAACGUCCGAAGCUACACAAAGUCGAUUCUCCUCGGCCUCAAUUACAUUCACGAAAGAGGAUACGUGCAUUGCGACAUCAAGCCACAGAAUCUUCUCGUCUGCUCUUCUUCAGAAAUCAAGAUUGCUGAUUUUGGGCUGUCGAAGAAGGCCGGAGUGUCGGUGUAUGGUGAAUAUCACGUCCGUGGCACGCCCCUUUACGUCUCUCCCGAAUCUGUGGGCUGGAGUGAGUACGACCCACCUGUAGAUAUCUGGGCACUAGGGUGUGUGGUCGUCGAGAUGGCGGUGAGGAAGACGGCAUGGGAAUGCCUGAUUAAUGCCGAUACCUGCAAUCUUCUAUUUCAGAUUGGAUUCACUAAGAGGUUGCCGGAGAUUCCUGAGUGCUUGUCCGAGGAGGGGAAGGACUUCCUGAGUCGGUGUUUUAUUAAGGAUCCCAAAAAGAGAUGGACAGCUAAGAUGUUACUAAAUCAUGCAUUUAUCGUGAAUGAUUUCGUAAGAAAUGAGAUGUUGUCUGCUCACACAAGUUUGAUGCCCCCAACAGAGAAAGAUUUGAAGGAUUAUUUGCCCCCAUGUCUAUGGGUACCUCAUUUGCUUAUACCGUCUAAGCUGGCUAUUUAA